AUGAAAAUUAUUGAUAAAGAACAACUUUCUGAUAAAACAGAAGAUUUGAUGCUUAUAAAUGCAUUAGAUCUCUCAAGAAAAGUGGGUACUGAAGAAAGUUUAAAAACAUUCCGUUUGUUGGAGGCGUUUCGUUUGGGUGAUACGCAGGCUGUGGAUAAAUGGUUUUUUGCUUAUGAAAAAGAUUUAAUAGAAGAUUGCACAAGGACUCCUUCUAGUUCUAUUAAAGCUUUUGAUCUUUUUAGUCCUCUUAUUCUUGCAGUUCAGUGUGCAUCUAUAUCGAUUGUUGAGCAUAUUUUAUCUAAAAGUAUUGUUGAUGUAAAUUAUAAAGAUGACCAUGGGAAUACUGCGCUCCACCUGGCUGCUCAUAUGGGUCGUUUUGAUGUGGUUAAAAUGCUGUUAAGAAAUGUUAAUGUUAAUGAUACAAUUCUAAAUAACAAUAAGAAGCAAGCAUAUGAAUUGUGUACAUCUCCUGAAAUAUAUCAUUAUAUGACUGCUGAAAGAGCCCGUUUUAUUGAAGAAACUGAAGAGACCUUUUCUCAGUUUUUAUAUGCUAAGAAAUAUGAUGAUAUUAGAAAAUUGUUAGAAUGUUCACGUGUUUGUGCUUUGCUUGAUUUGAAUAAAACUGAUAAAAAUGGGUCUACAUUUUUGCACGAAGUAGUUAAGCAAAAUGAUUUAGAGAUUUUGCAAAUUCUUCUUGAUCAUGGAGCUGAUCCUUCGAAAAAGGAUAAAACCGGAAAGACACCUGCUGAUAUAGCGAAAGAUGAUGCAGUUAAGCGGAAAUUAAUGAUGUAUUCGUCUGACAAUGUUGUUGUUACUUUUCCUGGAGAGCCUAUUUAUAUGUCUGGUUAUAUGGAUAAAUGGACGAAUUAUAAAUCUGGUUAUAAGAAAAGAUGGUUUGUUUUAAAAAAUGGUGUACUUUCAUAUUAUAAAAAUGAAGGGAUGUUUUUCUAUGAUGCUGAUACUGAAUGUAGAGGCUCAAUAAAUAUGCGAACUGCUAGAAUAAAUUAUGGUUCUGGAGAUAAAAGGGCAUUUGAAAUUUUAUGUUAUGAUUCUGUGAAGUAUAGUGUGAAAGUAAUGCACCCUUCUGAAGCUCGGAAGUGGGUAUGGGCUCUUACUAAUUCUAUUCAAUGGGCAAAGGACGAGAAUGUAACUAUUAUUGAUGAAACGCCUAAAUUUCUUUCAAAAGAAUUGGAUCUUCCUCUUUUGAAAGAGAGAGAGCUAUUAUUUUCUUCUCAGCAUUUGUAUUCUAAUGACUUAGAUGGAUAUGAGUCUUCUGAAACAGGAGAGCCUGGUGAAUUUUAUAGAGAUAAUUUUUUGAUAACUAUUAAUUCUUCUAAAAUUCAAUUAAAUAUUCUGGAACAGAUGUUUGAAGAGAUUUUGUCUAAUUUUGAUUUUAGUGAAAAAAAUUUUGAUGCAAAAGUCCAGAGUUCUAUAGAAACAUUUCAACAGUCUAUUAAUACAUUGCGUGAGGCAUUAGGGAAUUUGGAUAAGAUAUUUUUAGAUGGAGAGAAAUAUUGGAAAAAAAUGGUAAAUAAGGAAAAAAGGAUGAGAAUAUUAUGGGAGGAAAAUAUGCAAAAACUUGCUAGUGAGCAAGAAGAAAUAGAAAAAAAUUUACAGAGUGUUGAAAACCAAAGAAGACGUACUAAAAAAGCUUUACGUGAAGCACAUCGUAGAUUAGUUCUUACUCCUAAAAUUAUGAGGACUGAGUAUGAUGAAAAUAAAAAUGAUGAUGAAUCUAGAACAGAAGGUUAUUCUUUAGAUUUAAGUAUGAGUAUUUUAUACUUAUUAAAUACUGAUUUAGAAGGUGAUUUUUCAGAUACUGAUGAUUCUUCAACUACAGAUGAAUUUUUUGAUGUUGGUACUCCUUUAGAUAUUAAGAUGGAUAAAUCUUUGCUACUUAAUGCUAAUAAGGAUGCGGUGCUUCAAAAAAAAACUGAUAAAGAGAUGGAAAUUGAGCUCUCAUAUCAUGGCUAUGAAGAUCCUUUUCGAUUAAAAUUAGAUUUAAUAGAUGAUAGGCCAAAGCUUAGUUUAUGGGGAAAGUAUUCUAUUUUGAAAAGUAUGGUUGGGAAGGAUGUUACUAAAAUAACUUUACCUGUUAGUUUUAAUGAAGCAACUAGUUUGCUUCAAAGGGUUGCAGAAGACAUGGAAUAUAUAGAUUUAAUAGAUAUUGCUGUAACUUUACCUGAAUCAUGUGACAGGAUGUUAUACGUAGCCGCUUUUGCUAUUAGUGAAUACUCUAGUACUAUCAAUCGAAUAGCUAAACCUUUUAAUCCUUUACUCGGUGAAACUUUUGAAUACUGUAGACCAGAUAAACAUUAUCGUUUUGUAGUCGAACAGGUUAGUCAUCAUCCUCCUAUUAGUGCUGCUCAUGCAGAAUCUUCUAAUUGGGAAUAUUGGGGGGAAUCCCGCGUUAGUUCAAGGUUUUGUGGUAGGAGCUUUGAUAUUAAUCCUUUAGGAACAUGGUUUUUAAAGUUGCGCAAUAAUUCUGGUUUAGAUGAAUUAUAUACUUGGAAGAAAGUUACAACUUCUGUUGUUGGUAUCAUUACAGGUUUUCCUACUGUUGAUAAUUUUGGAGAAAUGUUAAUAAAAAAUCAUACUAUUGGAGAUGUGUGUUCUGUUGAUUUUAAGAGAAGAGGAUGGAGAGGUGAUGGUGCUUAUGAAAUACAUGGUGUUGUAAAGGAUUCUAAAGGCACAGUAAGAUGGAAUAUUGGGGGACAUUGGAAUGACAAAUUGUAUGCAAAAAGAGUCUCCGGUAGUUCUUCAAUGACUGAUACUGCUUUGUUAUUAUGGGAAAUUCAUGAGCGUCCUCCUGCGCCUUUUAAUCUUACUCCUUUUGCUAUUACAUUAAAUGCAUUACCAGAAAGUUUGAAGCGAUGGCUACCUCCUACUGAUACUCGAUUAAGACCUGAUCAACGAGCUAUGGAAAAUGGUUAUUAUGAGUUCGCUGCAAAAGAAAAAGAGAGACUGGAGAAUAAGCAAAGAGCUUCUAGAAAAGAACGUGAAUUAAAAGGAGAAAAUUAUGUGCCAAGAUGGUUUCAAAAGUCGAUAAAUGAGAUAACUGGUGAUGAGCAGUGGUUAUUUGGUGGUGAAUAUUGGAAAAUUAGGGAAAAAUUGGGAUCGAAAAAUAUAAAGGCAAGCAUACAUGAUUGGGGAGUUAUGGAUAUUUUUUAA
This is a messenger RNA of Pneumocystis jirovecii RU7, 3171 nucleotides long. RefSeq lists its product as uncharacterized. Gene Ontology annotation, biological process: exocytosis; piecemeal microautophagy of the nucleus; maintenance of cell polarity. Gene Ontology annotation, molecular function: sterol binding; protein binding. Lineage: Eukaryota; Fungi; Ascomycota; Pneumocystomycetes; Pneumocystales; Pneumocystaceae. Bases 1 to 3171 code for a protein of 1056 amino acids. Gene Ontology annotation, cellular component: intracellular membrane-bounded organelle; nuclear envelope; membrane. The record is from RefSeq and is a predicted model, not a curated record. The transcript is spliced from 13 exons.